AUGGAUCCUCUUUCCGCACUGGGGUUCGCCGCCAACAUCUUGCAGUUCGUUGAUAUCGGCUACAAGCUCGUCUCCUCCAUCAUCGAAGUCCAUAAUUCGGUCACAGGAACUACUUCGGAUAAUUUCAAUGUUCUUGAUACCGUUGGUAAUCUGGAGAACGUUUCUGGACGACUGAGGGCCUCGACCAAACAAAUCCCCGACAAAGAGGCUCUGUAUUCCCUGUCCGUCAAUUGUCAGGCUCUCGCGGAAGAGCUCCUAAAGAUAUGUCAGUCUCUCAAAGUAAAGAAGCCUGGUUCAACUCGAGAAAGUAUUAGCGUUGCGUGGAAGGCAUGGCGGAAGCAAGACGAUAUGUUGUCUAUUCGGAGGAGGCUCGACGAGUAUCGGCAACAGAUUUUGCUAGAAGUUAACCUCCUUCUCAAGAGAGACCAAGAGUUCAUGGGGGCUAAGCUCGUUGCUUUGAUUGGAUCUACCGAGCUGGUUCAGGAUGAACUUCGAGCCUUGAGAUCCGACAUGGCCAUCAAGAUGGAGAAGGCCUUGAGCAGCGAGGCUGGGCUCGUCGGCCAUCUCUCUGAAAAGCUUGACGCGUUCCAAGAUCGUAUGCAGUGUGCAAAUCGACAGCGUGGCAUCUUACGAGCUCUUCAGUUCGACAAGAUGAACGAGCGAUUCGAGGACGUCAAGAAAGAGCAUGAUGAGACAUUUGAGUGGAUUUACCAGGAAUCUACAGCAGACAACGACAACCUUCCCUUUAUUGAGUGGCUCCGCUCCGGCGACGGCGUGUUCCACGUUGAGGGCAAAGCCGGAUCUGGAAAGUCUACCCUCAUGAAGCUCAUUUGUAGGGAUGCUCGAACGAAUGAGGCCCUUGCGGCCUGGGCCGGCUCACAGCAGCUCAUUCUUGGCCACUUUUUCUUCUGGAAGCCCGGGAGUUCAAUGCAACGCUCUCUCAAAGGACUCACCCAGUCUCUUCUUUACACUAUCCUAGAGCAGGUUCCGGAGCUCAUAGAGUCUGUAUUCCCCGACCAAUGGAAACGAACUCGUUCCAUGCCUUGGGAUAACCUAUGCCAAGUCCGGUUAUCCCUAGCUGACAUCCAAGGUGCUUUUCAAAGCCUCAUCAGGAACGACCAGGUCUAUUCGUCCUGGCGCUUCUGUUUCUUCAUUGAUGGCUUGGAUGAAUUCGACGAGUCAAACGGGUUGGACCCCGAGGACCGAUCCACUUAUGCCGACCUGAUACGUCUUUUGUCUGAAUGGGUUCAACACAGAUCCAAAGUGAAACUAUGCGUCUCAAGUCGGGAUUGGAACCUCUUUAGGGGAGCAUUCACACCCCGUCAGAAACUACGCCUUCAAGAUCUUACCAGGAACGACAUGAGAAUUCUGAUCCAGUCCAGUCUCCAAGAGUAUGGCAACAUCUCCCUCAACGGAUCGCAAACCGAAUCGGACUUUGAUGACCUAGUGAAUCAAAUCGUCGAAAAGGCUGAAGGAGUCUUCUUGUGGGUCGUGCUGGUGCUCAAAUCCCUGCGCCAGGGUCUGCAGCAUAAGGACUCACCAGAAGCACUUCUCAGAAGACUGGAGACGAUGCCUCGAGGGCUCGAGAACUUCCUCGGUUAUAUGCUCGAGAGCAUAGAUUCUGUGUACCAUCCACAGUCUGCCAGAAUAUUCGCCGUCGCCCUGGCCGCAGGAAAGGCCUCAGACCAGUCAAGCAUCUCGCUUCUCGGAUAUUCCUUUCUGGAAGACAUCCAUAGAAACUCGAGGUUUUCACUUGAAAUCGAUGGCCCUAUGGGGGAUGAAGAGAUUCAGAAACGACUGGAGCGAAUGUCCUUUCAGCUUGAUGCUUGUUGCAAGGGGUUGCUGGAAGUAAAAGACAACAAAAAGAAGCUCCCACGUGCAUUGUCUGAACGGGUUACGUUUUUGCACCGCUCAGUGCAAGACUUUCUC
Messenger RNA from Ilyonectria robusta, 1929 nucleotides. RefSeq lists its product as uncharacterized. The annotation marks the transcript as partial. The transcript is spliced from 2 exons. The record is from RefSeq and is a predicted model, not a curated record. Lineage: Eukaryota; Fungi; Ascomycota; Sordariomycetes; Hypocreales; Nectriaceae.